Messenger RNA from Pseudogymnoascus destructans, 1796 nucleotides. RefSeq lists its product as uncharacterized. The transcript has 2 exons. Lineage: Eukaryota; Fungi; Ascomycota; Leotiomycetes; Thelebolales; Thelebolaceae. The record is from RefSeq and is a predicted model, not a curated record. The coding region runs from base 1 to 1641 and encodes 546 amino acids.
AUGCUGGACGAAAACCUACCCGCCUUCUUCAUGAAGCCAAACCCCGAUGACCCUCUCCGAAGCACAAUCUACCUAGGCCAAGGCGGCCAAGAGCUCAGUCCCGAAUACACCCUCCGCCGACCCGACCCCAAGCAGACCCCCGAAGCGCGCAACUGCUACGCCGUCGCCCUCUACGACUCGCACAACCCGGACGUCCUGUACGCCGAAGUCCUCGUGCAGCCAGAAUGGACGCAGCCGACGCUCUCCCAGGCCGAGAUCCGCGCAAACAACGGGCUCACCCCGCCGCCGGUGCCGAUCGUGCCGAAUAGCUUCACGAUACAGUUGUAUAACCCGGACCAGCAGGUGGCCGUGAAGCAGAUCGCGGGGUCGUGGAAUUUGUCGGCGUACUGGGAGUUUGAGAUGCCGCAGCAGACGUUUAGGCUGCCAUCGGCGUCGUCGUUGGAUAGGGAGCAGAGCGAUCCUGCGGCGUCGAUAGUUACGCCUAAGGUGACGUUUAAGUGGAAGAAGGAUGGGAAGUUGUCCAAGGAUAUCACUUGUUUCAUGGCGGGGAAGUCUACGAAUGGGAAGAAGAGCAAGGAGCCUGAUAUCACUAUUGCCAUGUUUCGGAAGGGCAAGGAGAUGACGAUGUACGAGCCGAAUAUGCACCGGGUGGAUGUUGAAGAUACAAAGGGUCUCGAGGUUGUGAUUUUACUAGGCGCAACCGUCAUAAAAGAUAUCUUCUUCGAAGCCUCAAAGGAAAUGUUCAACAUCAGCACCGUCGCCGCCCCAGCCAUCGCCUCCCCAGCCCGAAAAUUCAGCGGACCCGGACCCGUUAUGAGCGGCGCCAGGCAGACCGCAGCACCCACCCCCGCCCUCGGCGCAUACUCCCUCCCACCACCAAUAUCCAACGCCCAAGCCCCUCCACGCACCCAAGCCUCACCUCCAUCUAACAACCACUCCAUGAGCCCUCUAGACCAAUGGCAGAUGAACCAAGAAACCGCUCGCCUACGCGCCCAAGUCGAGUCCGAAGAGCGCGACCGCGACCGCCGCAGCAGAGACGAACAAAAGGAGCGAGACCGCCGCGAUCGCGAGGAGCAGAAGCGCAUCAAGAAGAUGCUCGAAGCCGAAGCCAAAGAGCAAGCGCGCCGCGACGCUGAAGUCGCGAAGGAGACUGAGCGCUUGCGUAGACAAUACGGCGUUGCUACCGUGCGUGACGACGGCGCCCAGCCGACUGUUCACUUCGCGCCCCCGCUCCCCGCGCGCCCGGUCUCAUAUAUACAGGGCCCUGCGAUGCCACCGCGGCCACAGGGAUACACGAGCGGGCAACAGAACCGGCAGAAUCUAUAUAACCAGGCCCAGCCGAUGCAACAGCUCCCGCAGCACUUCUCGGCGCCGCACUCGCAGCCUUCGCCUGUGCAGCGCCCGGUGAGCGCUAAUGCGGCGCAGACGGGGCCGUUUUCGUCGCAGACGCUGAAUAAUUGGUGGUCCGGUCCGAAUGCGUCAGCUCCUCCGCCGACGAAGAAUAAACGAAGCAACUCGGGGACGUCGCAUCCGCAGACGCAUGGGAGUAGCAGUGGGAGUGUGAGCAGACUGCUGGGGAUAGGAGUUGAAGGGGAAGGAGGGAGGCAAAAGGUCAAGAAGAAGCGCAGCGUGUAUUUCUGAAAAGUGGGUUGAAUGGGAUGGGAUGUACGAGGAUGGCAGGAUCUAUGAGUGAGUGAUUAAGCGUGGGAUGGAGGAGGGGCGUUUUGUCGAGAUUUAUGAUAUCCAUGAUUGCGAAAUUUAUAUAGUUAUAGAUGUAGGGAACGCUGGAAUGCGAA